GAGGGGGAGAGGGGGAGCUGUCGAUCGGCGAUGGAUUGAUCGGGUCUGUUUAAACAUGGCGGCCUCCAGGUGGCGGCGGCUCCUCAGCGCUUAAAACGCUCAGGACACUUGGGAAGAAAUUAUUUUGACGCUUGCCUUCGAUUACAGUUUUGGAAGAGGGUCUUGAUGAAAAAUGGGCCAUUAUUCAUCUGACAGUGAAGAUGACAGUAGAAGCCGGCGGAAAAAGAAAUACCGGCGGAGAUCAACAUCCAGCAGUUCUUCAGGCAGCAGAACAUCGAGUCGUAAAAAAUCUAGCAGAAAGUCACGUACUCGCUCUCGUGAUCGCCACUCCCCUUCGCGCUCCAAAGACAGAAGACGCAGACGGCACUCCAGCAGCAGCUCAUCGUACGAGGUCCGAAAGAAGCGAAGUAGUCGGAGUAGAUCGCGGGAUAGAGGGAAGUCUUACAGAUCUCGGCGAUCCAGGUCGAGAAGUAGAAACAGAAGAUCGAAAUCGAGACAUCGCCAGCGCUCCUACAGUCGAAGCAGUGAACGCUCCAGCCGUAGAAGAAGUUACACAAGAAGCCGAUCUCGUGAAAGAGAAAGACGUAAGGGUAGAGAUAAAGGAAGAGAAAGGGAUCGGGAGAAAGAAAAGGAAAGAGACUCGAGAAGCGAUAAGAAAGGGGAUCCUGGGAACAUCAAAGCGAGAUUAGAACAUCUGCCCCCCGCUGAACAGGCCAAAGCAAGACUACAGUUGGUACUCCAGGCUGCUGCAAAAGCGGAUGAACUAUUAAAGGCAAAAGAAAGGAAGGAAAAUGAUGCUAAGAAGAAGCGAGAGCAAGAACAAACUACUAUUGAAGAACAGGUGAAGCGAGUGAAAGAUAUUGAAGCCAUUGAAAGAGAUUCCUUUGUCCAGCAAACAUUCAGAUCAAAUAAAGAUACAAAAAAGUCACAAGAAUCCACUGAAUCUGAGCAUGAAUCUGCCAUUCUUGGCACAAAGACAGCUGAUUACACCAUUGGAAUCAAGCAAGAGAUUGACUACAUCCCUUCAGCUAUUAAAUAUCAGGAUGAUGCCACAUUAGCUCAUCCUAGUCUGUUUGUCGACAAGAAAGAAGCAGAAGAAAAGUGGUUCAAGAGGUUAAUUACUCUGCGGCAGGAAAAACUGAUGGGAAGCCCCGUGUCUGGAUUCUGAUUUUUGUUUGAACCAUAAGUGUUUGUAAAACCCACUAAUUGUUUUAUCUUGUAAAACCGAUGUUUGUAUUUCUACCACCGGAGAGUGAGUUUACGUGUAGUAAUCGGCUUUACGAAAAUUGACACCAGAUAGAUGUUAACUUCAAUGUCAACGAACGGCGCGGUCCAGGCUGAGACUUUUCCCUGUACACCCGACCGGGCAGCGUUCGUACAGCCCUUCGCGUUAUUCAAAUGGAUCGGGUUUGCGAAUAAAACUCUCGGUAAUCCUCGGAGUCGGGGGUUUUCUCCGGGAUCUGACUUGCAA
Molecule: messenger RNA, 1471 nt
Organism: Callorhinchus milii (elephant shark)
Lineage: Eukaryota; Metazoa; Chordata; Chondrichthyes; Chimaeriformes; Callorhinchidae
Gene: rsrc1
Product: arginine/serine-rich coiled-coil 1
Exons: 11
Coding region: 173-1168 (331 amino acids)
Biological process (GO): alternative mRNA splicing, via spliceosome
Cellular component (GO): nucleus; cytoplasm
Source: RefSeq, a predicted model, not a curated record